ACCAGCCUGGCUCACAGACUCGUGAAUCGUGAAGGCUCGGUAACGCAGCUUCCGCUCUACACAUCUCCUUCUUUGCCCAACAUCACACUAGGACUGCCUGCCACCGGCCCUUCCAGCGGAGGAUCAGCGCAGCAGGAUGCGGAGAGACUAACCAUCCCAACCUUACAGCAGCGGAUCUCUUUAUUUCCUGGCACCCACCUCACCCCCUACUUGAGCACUACAACGUUGGAAAGAGAUGGGGGAACUGCACAUAACCCUCUCCUGCAACACAUGGUCUUACUGGAACAGCCAACUGCACAAACUCCCUUAGUCACAGGACUGCCCCUCCAUGCACAGUCUCUGGUUGGUGGAGAACGGGUCUCCCCUUCAAUACACAAACUCCGGCAGCAUCGCCCACUGGGGCGCACGCAGUCUGCUCCCCUUCCCCAGAACGCCCAGGCGCUCCAGCAGUUAGUGAUCCAGCAGCAGCACCAGCAGUUCUUGGAGAAACACAAACAGCAAUUCCAGCAACAGCAACUGCACAUCAACAAGAUUAUAUCAAAACCCAAUGAACCAGCUCGCCAGCAUGAAAGCCACCCUGAGGAGACAGAAGAAGAGCUACGGGAACACCAAGCCCUUUUGGAGGAGCCAUACAGCGACAGGGUCACAAGCCAAAAGGAGGCCCCAGGGCUGGCCAACAUGGUGCAGGUGAAGCAAGAACCCAUCGAGAGUGAUGAGGAGGAAGCAGAGCCACAGCAGGAGCUGGAGUCUGGGCAGAGGCAGGCUGAGCAGGAGCUGCUCUUCCGUCAGCAAGCCCUUCUGUUGGAGCAGCAACGUAUUCACCAGCUGAGAAACUACCAGGCGUCGCUGGAGGCGGCCGGCAUGCCCGUCUCUUUCGGAGGGCAUCGGCCUCUGUCCCGUGCACAGUCCUCGCCCGCCUCGGCCACCUUCCCGAUGUCCGUACAGGAGCCACCCACUAAGCCAAGGUUCACGACAGGCCUUGUAUAUGACACCUUGAUGCUGAAACACCAGUGUACCUGUGGAAACACAAACAGCCACCCAGAGCACGCGGGGAGGAUCCAGAGCAUCUGGUCCCGGCUCCAGGAGACGGGUCUCCGUGGCAAGUGUGAGUGCAUUCGUGGAAGAAAAGCAACUCUAGAAGAGCUGCAGACAGUUCACUCGGAAGCCCAUACGCUGCUGUACGGCACAAACCCUCUGAACAGACAGAAACUGGACAGCAAGAAACUUCUAGGUUCUCUAACGUCGAUGUUUGUCAGGCUUCCUUGCGGUGGUGUCGGGGUCGACAGCGACACGAUUUGGAAUGAAGUUCACUCGUCCGGUGCUGCUCGCCUGGCUGUGGGCUGUGUCAUCGAGCUUGUUUUCAAAGUAGCCACGGGAGAACUGAAGAAUGGAUUUGCUGUUGUUCGGCCUCCAGGUCACCACGCAGAAGAGAGCACACCCAUGGGUUUCUGCUAUUUUAACUCCGUUGCAAUCGCAGCCAAGCUGCUCCAGCAAAGACUGAACGUUAGCAAAAUCCUUAUAGUGGACUGGGAUGUUCACCACGGGAAUGGUACUCAGCAAGCUUUCUACAACGAUCCUAAUGUUCUUUAUAUUUCACUACAUCGCUAUGAUGACGGGAACUUCUUUCCAGGCAGUGGUGCUCCCGACGAGGUUGGCACAGGAGCUGGAGUUGGUUUCAAUGUUAACAUGGCCUUUACUGGUGGCCUUGAUCCACCGAUGGGAGACACAGAAUACUUAACUGCUUUCAG
This is a messenger RNA of Phaethon lepturus (White-tailed tropicbird), 1748 nucleotides long. It is a transcript of the gene HDAC4, whose product is annotated as histone deacetylase 4. Gene Ontology annotation, biological process: chromatin organization. The annotation marks the transcript as partial. Gene Ontology annotation, molecular function: histone deacetylase activity. NCBI's taxonomy places the organism in Eukaryota, Metazoa, Chordata, Aves, Phaethontiformes, Phaethontidae. Gene Ontology annotation, cellular component: histone deacetylase complex. The transcript is spliced from 13 exons. The record is from RefSeq and is a predicted model, not a curated record.